Entrophospora candida is the source of this 3222-nucleotide messenger RNA. Lineage: Eukaryota; Fungi; Glomeromycota; Glomeromycetes; Entrophosporales; Entrophosporaceae. The record is from the annotation of a GenBank genome assembly.
AUGUUGGAGCAAAAAACUUUUUUGACUAAUGCAGCUAUUAAUAACAAUGUUGAUAAUGAUGGUGAUGUAAAGUCUUGGCCUGCAGCAAAAGUUCGUUCAACUUUUAUUUCAUAUUUCGAAUCAAAACAGCACAAAUACAUACCUUCCUCCUCCACCAUACCCUUUGAGGACCCUACAUUACUAUUUUCAAAUGCUGGAAUGAACCAAUUCAAGUCAAUAUUUUUAGGCACUGUUGAUCCUAACUCAGAUUUUGGUAAACUUAAAAGAGCUGCCAACAGUCAAAAAUGUAUACGUGCAGGUGGUAAACAUAAUGAUUUGGAUGAUGUUGGUAAAGAUGUGUAUCAUCAUACUUUUUUUGAAAUGUUGGGAAAUUGGUCAUUUGGUGAUUAUUUUAAGAAAGAAGCUAUUGGUAUGGCAUGGGAGCUUUUGACAAAAGUUUAUGGAAUUCCUAAAGAUCGUCUCUAUGUAACUUAUUUCCAAGGGGAUGAAAAAUCGCAAUUGGCACCUGAUUUAGAAGCAAAACAGUUUUGGAAGGAUAUAGGUGUUGAAGAAGACAGAUUAAUUCCUUCUGGAGUGAAAGAUAAUUUCUGGGAAAUGGGAGAAACUGGCCCAUGUGGACCAUGUUCAGAAAUUCAUUUUGAUCGAAUUGGUAAUCGAGAUGCAUCACAUCUAGUCAACCAAGAUGACCCAGAUGUUCUUGAAAUCUGGAACAUUGUAUUCAUCCAAUUCAAUCGUGAAUCUGAUGGAACACUUCGUCUAUUACCAAACAAACACGUUGACACAGGAAUGGGAUUGGAAAGAAUAGUCUCAGCAUUACAAAACAAACGGUCAAACUAUGACACCGAUAUAUUUAUGCCAAUUUUUGGCAAAAUUCAGGAAUUAACUGGUGCCAGGUCUUAUACCGGCAAAGUUGGAGUUGAGGACAUUGAUGGAUUGGAUAUGGCCUAUCGUGUAAUUGCUGAUCAUAUUAGGACUUUAACAUUUGCUAUAUCUGAUGGUGGUGUACCAAGUAAUGAAGGCCGUGGUUAUGUGUUAAGAAGGAUUUUAAGACGUGGUGCUCGGUAUGCUAGAAAAAAAUUUAAUGUUCAAAUUGGAAAGUUUUUUUCAAGUUUGGUGGACACUGUCGUAAAAGAAAUGAGUGAUGCAUUCCCUGAAAUUCGUCAACAUGCUACAGAUGUUAAAGAGAUACUAGAUGAGGAAGAGGAAUCAUUUUCCAGAACUUUGGAUCGUGGUGAAAAACUAUUUGAUAGCUACCUUCAAAAAACAAAAAAAAACAAUUCCAAAUACCUUUCAGGAGUUGAUGUAUGGAGAUUGUAUGACACUUAUGGAUUUCCUGUUGAUUUGACAAGAUUGAUGGCUGAAGAGAAUAAUCUUGAAAUUAAUAAUGAGGAGUUUUCUAGAGAACAAGAGAAAGCCAAAGAAAUAAGUCGUAAUGCGCGUGCUGGUGUUAGUGGCAAUGAAGAAGUGACUGUAUUGGAUGUUCAUGAUAUUGCACGUAUUGAAAAAGAAAAAAUUGUAUCUAUAACUGAUGAUAGCUAUAAAUAUCAAACCGGAAAUAUCAAUGCAACAAUCAAAGCAAUAUUUCAUAAUCAUGAUUUCAUUAAAACUUCAAAGAACUCAAUCCAGCAAGGAAAAAGGUUUGGAAUUAUACUUGAUAAAACCAAUUUCUAUGCAGAACAGGGUGGUCAAACAUAUGACACAGGUUCAUUGACCAUUGAUGGACAGGCAGAAUUUGUGGUAGAGAAUGUGCAAGUUUAUGGUGGAUAUGUUUUACAUGUUGGAUAUUUGAAAUAUGGCAAUUUAUCUGUUGAUGAUUCUCUACGUCGUUGGCCGAUUAGAAACAAUCAUACUGCCACUCAUAUAUUAAAUUUUGCUUUACGUGAAGUUUUUGGUACUGUCAUUGAUCAGAAAGGUUCUUUAGUUGCACCAGACAAGUUAAGAUUUGACUUUUCACUAAAGAAAGGUGCAACAAAUGAUGAAAUAAAACGAGUUGAAGAGAUUUCAAAUCAAUUUAUUAAAAACAAUAAAAAAGUAUAUUCUAAAAAUGUUUCAUUACAAGUUGCCAAAGCAAUUCAUGGACUUCGUGCAGUAUUUGGAGAAGUUUAUCCAGAUCCAGUAAGGGUUGUUUCGAUUGGUUAUGACAUUGAUGACAUUAUAAAAGAUGUCUCAAACCCAAGAUGGAAUGAUACCUCAAUAGAAUUCUGUGGUGGAACUCAUGUUGCAAAAACAGGAGAUAUAAAAGGUUUUAUUAUAUUAGAAGAAUCAGGUAUUGCUAAAGGAACUCGUAGAAUUGUUGCUGUUACAGGUGAAGAAGCUCAACAAGCAUCUAGAAUCGCUGAAGAAUUUCAAAAUAGAUUUACACAAAUUUCUAAAUUGCAAGGUGCAGAGCUUGACAAUGAACUGAAGAAGAUAACCAAAGAUCUUGAUGCAUCAAAUAUUUCUGCAAUCAAAAAAUCAGAACUUCGAGAAACAUUGCAAUUACUUAAAAAAUCAUUUGUGGAAGCUGAUAGAGCAGAAAAGGCUGCUCAAUCCAAAGAGGUGAUUAAUAAAAUUAAUGAUUACUUUAAAGAAAACCCCAAUAGUCCUUAUAUAAUUAAACAGUUAAAUAUUGGAUCAAACUCAAAAGCAAUCUCCAACGCAAUCACACAUAUCAAAACUAAUCUAAAAGAUAAAACUGGAUAUUUAUUUUCAAUUGAUUCAGAAUCAGGUAAAGUACAUCAUAGUUGUGUUGUUGGUCAACCUUUAAUAGAAAAAGGGUUGAAAGCUAAUGAUUGGGCCAAAGCUGUUUCUGAAACUGUUGGAGGAAAAUCUGGUGGUAAAGAUGAAACGGCUCAAGGUACAGGAACAAAUAUUGAUGAUGUUGAUAAAGCUUUAAUUGUUGCAGAAGAAUUUGAAACUAUUCAUUUGGGGGCAGAGACCAAAUGUAUUUUAUCACAACUAACAUCCAAAUUUGAUGGUUGUGAACUUGUCAUAAAGGACAACACCAUCAUUGCAACUUAUUCAAACCAUAUUAUAGAAUAUAACAAAGAAGAUGGUCAUUGGUCGGGAUCCAAACAAGAAAAUAGCAACGAAAAUAUUAACGAAUUAUCAUCAUCUACCACACCAACCAAUACAAAUCAAGAAAAUCAAGAUAUCAUGGAUGUAGACAACAACAAUGAUACUGAAAAAACUACUACUAUGCAAUUACUAUCACCUGAAUUAGGCGAUCAAAAGAAUUUGUAA